CUUUCACCAAACUGAGUGAUGGCGGCCGUCGUGUCUGUUAGUACAGCUGCCAGAGAUGAAAGCACAGACACAGGGAUCAGUUUUGCCCCGCGUCCGCUUCACGAUAAUUACGACCUCGCUGAGGAUCACGAAAGCUGGAUGUCCGGAGGAGACCACCGGUAUACCGAACUCGAACCCAGCGGAGAGGACUCAACGUCGGACCGCGAGUGUCAGCGGAGGGUCGACGAGGACUUGACAUCACUGAGCCCCGAAGAAAUUGAGAGCCGCUUAGAAAGAACUCGCCGGGAGUUUUACAACCGUAGAAAGAUUAUCAUAAAAAAUCUACCCUCUGACGUUAGCAAUCAGGAGGUCCAUGAGCUGUUGGGAAAUUAUGACUUGAAGUACUGCUUUGUUGACAAAUACAAGGGCACAGCCUUUGUGACACUGCUCAAUGGGGAACAGGCGCAGUGUGCCAUCAAAGACUUCCACCAGCAUGUGCUCCGGGACAGGGACAUCUCUGUGCAGCUGCAGCCAACAGACGCUCUGCUGUGCAUCGCCAACUUGCCUCGCGCCUUCACCCAGCAGCAGUUUGAGGAGCUGGUGCGACCCUUCGGUAACCUUGAGCGCUGCUUUCUGGUGUACAGCGCCUUCACGGGGCACUCCAAGGGCUAUGGCUUUGUGGAGUACAUGAAGAAGGACUCUGCUGCCAGGGCCAAGUCGGAGCUGUUGGGAAAGCAGCUGGGCUCCCGCAUGCUGUACGUCCACUGGACUGAAGUUGGCUCCCUCACAUAUCCACUGCUGCACUCUAAAUGCGUUUGCGUGGACCGCCUGCCCCCGAGCCUGGUGACUGCCCAAGACCUCCGCAACGCCCUGGCUGAUACCCAUGCGCCAGUCUUCUGCCAGUUGGCUCAGGGACAAGAUGGAAGUUUUCGUCGGUUUGCGGUGUUGGAAUUUGCCUCUGCUGAGAUGUCGGAGGAGGCACAGCGGCUCGCUGAUGGCAGGCUGCUGGGCGGGGCACACAUCAGGGUGUCCUUCUGCGCCCCUGGCCCUCCCGGUAGAAGCAUGUUGGCUGCUCUGAUCGCUGCCCAAACCAUGGCUGUGAAUAGGGGUAAAGGUCUCCUCCCUGAUCCCACAGCCAUGCAGAUACUUACAGGCCUCAAUAACCCCGCCACCCUCAAGAUGCUGCUCAACCCACUGUCACAGGGGCCCAAACAAGGCCUCCUCGGGGCGGCCCCUACGAUGCCCCUGCUGGCCAACCCUGCCCUCUCCGCAGCCUUCCUCCAGCUGCUCCUGCAGAACCAGGCCAAGGCGCAGCAGGCGGGUCUCAUUGGGGAGAAUCCUCUGGCCGCUCUGCCUGUCCAGCAGGGAGUCCAUCUGCUCGGAGACCUGCCCCAAGUCCCGGGUCUUGGUCUUCAGACGGAUCCCAUGGCUUCCCUGAAGCCAAUGCCACUCUGCAGAUCCCUGGCGAGGGAGCAGGAGUCCCCCACAGCAGCGUGCACCUUCCCCCAGACUUCCUCUCCCACCCUGCAGGGCAUCUCUGUGCCCCUGAUGGGUGGCAUGAUGGGAGCAGAUGGCCUCACAGCACAAGGGGUCUCCAUAUUAGGAGAUCCUCCUAAAGAUGUGAACCAUCCCCAGAGUGCCUUCCUCGGUGUCAAUGUUUUUCCCUCAGGAGGAAGCUGCAGACCUCACCCCUACAGGAAGAGACCUACACUGAGUAAUGUGUCCAACCAGCACACGUACCAGAGCAUUCAGCCAAACUACAACCUGCGCUACCAGGAUUCCUACAGCCCAGAAUAUCCUCCUCUACACCAGGAUCCUCUGGCACACUUGUAUGAACAGCAGGAGAACCUUGAUACUGGAGCCUUUGUGGGAUUUGGUCAGCAGCUCUUUCGUCACCCCGACUACAGUGAGCGUUUCCCCCACUACAGUUACCCUUCCAGCGAACCCAUGUCCUCAUACUUCAGCUCAGGGCCCGAGGCCUCCACUAACGGCAGCCUCCCUAACACGCAUCUCAACAGGGCUGUGGGAAUGCCUCCUGUGAGCCACACCACCAACUACCCCCCAGGCCUGGUGAAUGCUUCGAAGACUCCCAUUGGUAGCCACAAGCGUGUGUUCUCCCGGCUGAUCCCAUCUCCAGAGCCGAGCCCCGAGGGAGGCUACGUGGGCCAGCACUCUCAGGGCCUUGGUGGUCAUUAUGCGGACUCCUACCUGAAGCGAAAGCGUAUAUUCUAAGUGCGGCUGAAUGCUUCCUGCUGAAGGAGUAGCCAUUCAGCAGCCAGGACACAAUGGCAUCUCCUCCGGUCUCCUUAAAUAAACUUUAUAGCGUGGUGGUCCUUGGAUUUGUCUCUGUGUACUCCUGUGAGUGACCCCUGGAGGGUGCCGGGGAGUGCAGCCUGUUGCUAUCUGGACAGUUGUGUCACUCUAUUGGAAUUCUUGGUGGUUGUAUUUUUUCCUGUUUGUAUAUAUGAUUUUAGUGUGUUGGUAAAUUUUAAGUUUUUAAUUUUUUCCUUUUUAAAGAUUUUGAAUUUUAAAUUCCUGUUGAAAAACUUGUACAGAAAGAAAAAAUGGGUAAUUAGCUAAUUAAGUAUUUUCUCUUAAUCGUCUUUUAUUCCUGAGUGGUGCAUCAGCAGAGCUGCAGAUAGUUUGGCCAGUUUUCAGUGGCAGCCAUAGGCUGCUUUUUAUAAUGUUUGACAUCCCACUAAAGUGAUGCUGUCCACAGUUCCAGGCAAAGGGACUUGCAUAUUAUUAAAACCGGCUCUACUUUUUAAAUAGCCUUCCUUAUUCAAUGUAAAAAGUUCAGUUGUUGUGUUGGUGUUUUUGUUCCCCCUCCUACCACAGGGUUGUAUAUUUUGCUGUAUGACUCUAUUUCUAGAUUCAGGCCUCUCAUUGGUUAACAUGCAGCUUUCCAUCCACCAAUGACGGCUGUAUGGACCGGCCUGUGUAUUAUGACGGUGAAGCUUUUUUACCUUCAGGCAUAUUUUCUCAAGCCUCAUCUUUUCCACGUGGUUUGUCUUUUGAUCCACACCCUCCAACUUGUUUACAGAGUUUGUUCUCUACACUGGUUGAGUGAUGCACUUGGAGGUCACGAUGCUACUUUGUUCUCACCUCUAUAAGAUGCCAUUUUCAAGUCUCCUCUCACUUGUGUGUCCAGGUGUCGCGUAUUUUCUGUGUUUAUGUGAGUUCUGUUUUGCUAAGUAAAAAUUUUGAAUGUCCUAAAGUCCAAAGACCAGGCUGAGUGUUUGGACUUGGUUGGGUGGGGCGGUGGACAUGCGCUGUGUGCUAUCCCGAGACUCUGGGAGGCACUAAUGGAAGCUAGUAGCAGGUGAUUGGUCAGUGACAUGGCUGUCCUUUUUUUUUUUUUUUAUAAUUAUCUGGUUGACAGUUUGAUUGUGAAAACCCAUUACCUCUGACUUCUGCUAGGAAAUGCAGCUACACUUGAGCCUUAACAGUGUUUUCUGUGACAUCAUCCUGCCCUGUGUUGGCUUCCACCUACAUUUACCAUUUCUGUGUUAUUUGCUGUGUAAAUAGUUAAGCGUGAUAAUUUUCCCCCCUGAGUCCAAAACUUUUGUUUUCUUUAAUCAUACCUGCCUCUGGUCGGGUGUUUUGAAUGAAUUUGCUGCUCCUCGUGUUCUUGUCGUUUGCCUGUAUGCUUGACAGCUGAUGUGACAGAGUGGCCCCCCCCCCAGCAGACCGCUCGUGCUGCGUAUGGACCAAGAGAUGCAGCCGUGCUGUAUGAUCAUUUAAUUUUGAUCCAUUUGAGUCUAACUGCCAUCUUCUCAUCUGUACCGCCAUGGUUGUCUCUGUGUGUGUGUGUGUGUGUGUGUGAUGUGAGCAAGUAAAUGUUAUUUAAACUCAUGUUGUUGUGAACUCGUCAUUUAAAUGAAUUUAAUCUUUACUCUGGGAAAAUCUGCAUUUAACAUGAAAAUCUUUUGUGGUUUACCUAAAAUGUUCCAACAUGUUUCUUGGGACUUGUUUGGUUCAACACUUUCCAUUAGCCCGUACUUUGCUCUUAAAGCACAACUGCCUUAAGAGUUUUGUUUUUGUACUGAUUCCCAGAUUCAUUUUAGUGCGA
Molecule: messenger RNA, 4051 nt
Organism: Cottoperca gobio
Lineage: Eukaryota; Metazoa; Chordata; Actinopteri; Perciformes; Bovichtidae
Gene: raver1
Product: ribonucleoprotein, PTB-binding 1
Exons: 14
Coding region: 19-2211 (730 amino acids)
Molecular function (GO): RNA binding
Source: RefSeq, a predicted model, not a curated record